This is a messenger RNA of Rubroshorea leprosula, 1338 nucleotides long. The record is from the annotation of a GenBank genome assembly. Lineage: Eukaryota; Viridiplantae; Streptophyta; Magnoliopsida; Malvales; Dipterocarpaceae.
CUUGCUUCUAACACUGUACAAGUUUUCAAAUUUGCCCUACUUUGUUCUAUUUCAAUCUAACGAAAUCAGGUAAUCUGUGGGUGUCUUUCUACGUUUUUUAUUUUUACCAAAGUAGCGAAAAUGUCUUCUGAAGAGACGGUUAGUGUUGAGGGGAUUAGGGAGAGGUUUGAGCGAGAGGAGGAGAGGUUUGUUCCUCAGAAUAUCCUAAAGAGGGACAAUGGGCAGGAUGGGUGUUUCAAUCCUGAGGAGGAGGUUGUUUCUAAGGCCAGCAGGAAGGAAGGAGAAGACUUGUUCUACUUGGGGAACCACUGGAUGCCCAUGUCUGCUCAUUAUUUGGCUGUUGGGCUACGGUUCCUUAUUCUAGAGUUGCUGGUGUGGGUUUUGAUGGGUAAUAACAUAGGGCUAACGCAGCUCAUUCCGAACGCUAUGCUGCUAGUGAUAGCAUUCACGGUGUAUAGCCGAGGUCGGGGGUUACCAUUCCUCACCGCAAAUGUAUUCAAAUACUUUUAUGUGUUGAAGGCUGGGAGCGAUAGGGAGAGGGGGUGGUAUUAUUUCACUGGCCGAGUGUGGGACAAGACUGACGCCGAGGUGGAGUUGCUAAGCAGGUGGAGGGGGAAAGGAGUAAAUCCCAAUAAGUAUAGUCUAACUCCUGGGGAGAUGGAAGAUGUGAGGGCAUUGGAGAGAGGAGGUGAAGAUGUAUUAGACAUUUUGCAGUAUACAAGUCAGAAGAUGUUGGAUGCUUCUGAAAUCUAUGGGUCGAGCUCACAGAGCGGAGGCGAGAUGAACAAAUUUUUGGAUACGACUGGUGAGGUUGGGAUCCCUAAGAAGAAAAGCAAAGUAGCAAGGGUUACUGCAGAGGUGGGAGGAAGAGAUGGUAGGAGCACUACACACUCUGUUGAAACUCUUUGCUCUGGUUGUCUCUCAACCAAAGAGUGUGGAGAAUUCGUCCCUUCUCCUACUGAAGUUGAGGCAACGGUUCCCAUCUUAGAAGUUCCUCUAGGUGGGGACGAGGGUUACAUUCGUGCCCCCAUGUCAAGCUACUAUGAACUCGGCAUAAGAAGCAUAGCGAAGAGUUUCAUCAAUACCUAUUUCCUAGAGGUGGACCAUCAGCGGGCCAAGGAUAAGGUGGCCGCAUGAGGGGGAGUUGGUAUUGUGCGUCAUGUUCUUGAGGUAAAAGUUUUAAUUUUGUUAAGCUUCAAAUUUGGUCUCGGCUUGCAUUUAUUGACUUUGGCUUAUUGUGUAGGCUGCAAACCUCGUCAAUGCUCUGUCAAACGAGUUCUUUGAUAGCUUGAUGGACAAGACCCGAUUAUAGGCUAAGAAUAAUGAGCACAUCUAGAG